This is a messenger RNA of Hansenula anomala, 1236 nucleotides long. Its product is annotated as NADH:flavin oxidoreductase/NADH oxidase. The record is from RefSeq and is a predicted model, not a curated record. Gene Ontology annotation, cellular component: intracellular anatomical structure. Lineage: Eukaryota; Fungi; Ascomycota; Saccharomycetes; Phaffomycetales; Wickerhamomycetaceae. Bases 1 to 1236 code for a protein of 411 amino acids. Gene Ontology annotation, molecular function: FMN binding; NADP binding; NADPH dehydrogenase activity. The transcript has a single exon.
AUGACUGCAAAUGGCAAAUACAUCACUGAAUCAGCUGAGAACCUUCCUUAUUUCUUGCCAAAAGUUAAGAUCCCAGUAGGCACUGUUAUCCCUGAAAAUGAUUUCUCAAUACCCAAGCUUUUCACACCAUUGAAAAUCAAGAAUCUCCAAAUUCCAAAUAGAAUAGGUAUCUCACCAAUGGUUAUGUAUUCCGCUCCACAUGAUGGUGACAAAAUAGGCCAGGUUACGCCAUUCCAUUUGAUUCAUUAUGGUUCUAUGGCACUCAGAGGUCCAGGUUUCAUAAUUGUUGAAUCUACAGCUAUUUCACCAGAAGGGAGAGGUUCUCCUGAAGAUUGUGGUAUUUGGAAUGAUGAGCAAGCCUAUAAAUGGAAAGAAAUUGUAGAUUUUGUUCAUUCCCAAGGUGUGAAAAUUGGAAUGCAAUUAGGCCAUACUGGUAGAAAGACAAGUCUUGCUGCUCUUCAUCAUCGUUUGAUGAAACCAGUUGGAAAAGAUCAAUAUGGUUGGGCUGAUGUUCCUGAACAAGUGAUAGGACCAAGUCCAUUAUCUCAUAGACCUGGAGUUCUCAUCGAACCUAAAGGGUUGAGCAUUGAGGAGAUUCAAGAGCUGGUUGGGAAAUAUAAUAAAGCAGCCAAAAGGGCCAUUGAAAUUGCAGGGUUUGAUUUUGUUGAGAUUCAUGCUGCUCAUGGAUAUUUGAUUAAUAAUUUUCUUUCAGGCACUUCAAAUAAGAGAACUGAUGAAUAUGGUGGUUCAUUUGAAAAUAGAACUCGUUUUCUUUUGGAAAUCAUAGAUGCAAUUAAAGGUGAUAAAUAUCCUUUAUUUGUGAGAAUCUCAGGAACAGAAGAUGCAGAUGACCAAGAAGGUGCUUGGAAAAUUGAGGACACACUUAGGUUAUCGGAUUAUUUUAUCCAACAUGGUGUUGAUGUUAUAGAUGUUUCAGCAGGUGGUAAUAAUAUUCAUGCUAAAAGAAGAAAAAACACACCAGGACAUCAAAUCCCAUUAGCUGAAGCUGUCAAAAGACAUGUUGGUGAUCGAUUGAUUGUGAGUACAGUUGGAAAUAUCGAUAGUGCUGAAUUAGCCAACUCAACAGUGGAGGAUGGUAAAGCUGAUUUGGUGCUCUCUGGUAAAUUGACCUUGAAAAAUCCUGGGAUUGCUUGGAAUUGGGCAGAUGACUUGGGAGUCAAAAUACAGCCUUCUUUACAAUAUGGAUGGCCAUUUUAUCCACCGCCUUAUAACUGA